Coffea arabica (coffee) is the source of this 1527-nucleotide messenger RNA. The record is from the annotation of a RefSeq genome assembly. NCBI's taxonomy places the organism in Eukaryota, Viridiplantae, Streptophyta, Magnoliopsida, Gentianales, Rubiaceae.
AUGGGUUUGCCUUGGUAUCGCGUUCAUACUGUUGUAUUGAAUGAUCCCGGCCGCUUGCUUUCUGUUCAUAUAAUGCAUACAGCUCUGGUUGCUGGUUGGGCUGGUUCGAUGGCUCUAUAUGAAUUAGCAGUUUUUGAUCCUUCCGAUCCUGUUCUUGAUCCAAUGUGGAGACAGGGUAUGUUUGUUAUACCCUUUAUGACUCGUUUAGGAAUUACCAAUUCAUGGGGCGGUUGGAGUAUCACAGGGGGAACUGUAACGAAUGCGGGUAUUUGGAGUUACGAAGGUGUAGCGGGGGCACAUAUUGUGUUUUCUGGUUUAUGCUUUUUGGCAGCCAUCUGGCAUUGGGUAUAUUGGGAUCUAGAAAUAUUUUGCGAUGAACGUACAGGAAAACCUUCUUUGGAUUUGCCCAAGAUCUUUGGAAUUCAUUUAUUUCUUUCAGGAGUGGCUUGCUUUGGUUUUGGUGCAUUUCAUGUAACAGGCUUAUAUGGUCCUGGAAUAUGGGUGUCCGAUCCUUAUGGACUAACGGGCAAAGUACAACCCGUAAAUCCGGCAUGGGGCGUGGAAGGUUUUGAUCCUUUUGUUCCGGGAGGAAUAGCCUCUCAUCACAUUGCAGCAGGGACAUUGGGCAUAUUAGCGGGGUUAUUCCAUCUUAGCGUCCGCCCACCACAACGCCUAUACAAGGGAUUGCGUAUGGGAAAUAUUGAAACCGUCCUUUCCAGUAGUAUCGCUGCUGUCUUUUUUGCGGCUUUUGUUGUUGCCGGAACUAUGUGGUAUGGUUCAGCAACUACUCCGAUCGAAUUAUUUGGGCCCACUCGUUAUCAAUGGGAUCAGGGGUACUUUCAGCAAGAGAUAUAUCGAAGAGUUAGUGCUGGACUAGCAGAAAAUCAAAGUUUAUCAGAAGCCUGGUCUAAAAUUCCUGAAAAAUUAGCUUUUUAUGAUUACAUCGGAAAUAAUCCGGCAAAAGGGGGAUUAUUCAGGGCAGGUUCGAUGGAUAACGGGGAUGGAAUAGCGAUUGGAUGGUUGGGACACCCUAUCUUUAGAGAUAAAGAAGGGCGGGAACUUUUUGUACGUCGUAUGCCUACUUUUUUUGAAACAUUUCCAGUCGUUUUGGUAGACGGCGACGGAAUUGUUAGAGCGGAUGUUCCUUUUAGAAGGGCAGAAUCAAAGUAUAGUGUUGAACAAGUAGGUGUAACUGUUGAAUUCUACGGCGGUGAACUCAAUGGAGUCAGUUAUAGCGAUCCUGCUACUGUGAAAAAAUAUGCUAGGCGCGCUCAAUUGGGUGAAAUUUUUGAAUUAGAUCGUGCUACUUUGAAAUCCGAUGGUGUUUUUCGUAGCAGUCCAAGGGGUUGGUUUACUUUUGGACAUGCUUCAUUUGCUUUGCUCUUCUUUUUCGGACACAUUUGGCAUGGUGCUAGAACCUUGUUCAGAGAUGUUUUUGCUGGUAUUGACCCGGAUUUGGAUGCUCAAGUCGAAUUUGGAGCAUUCCAAAAAAUUGGGGAUCCAACUACAAGAAGACAGGCAGUCUGA